UCUUAAAGGGACAGACACAAGGCAAUUGGGAUCAAGCUAUCCGGAGGUUGUGAAGGCUAUUCGGCUAUUUUGAAUCCAGUUCUGGACCACAGUCUUGGGUUUCUUCCCGGUGGGGAAAGGACACGAAGAAGCGGAUUGUCUCUCCGGAAGAGGAGAGCCUUAGACGGUUCCUUGGUGUUCGGUCGGUUCCGAAGUUCCAAUCUUCCCUUACCUACCCUACCUACCCCUCUGGCUCUGCGAAGCAGGGCUUCUCGUCUCACUGCGUAAGUGAAAAGAACGAAGCUUAAAGAGAAGUUCUGCAACUUCGUAGCCACGACCAGACUCGCCAGCACGAGUCUAUUACUCAUUUUGCUGAUGAGGAUUCAGACCCAACCAGGAUUGCCGUCUGUCUUUCUGUCUUUGAUCCACUUGAUCACUGGGCAGCAGAGCACCUAACCUGGGGCCUUUCUUUUUUUUCUUUCUUUCUUUCUCUAAGACCAAAAGCCUGAUGUGAUGGGGAGAUCGGGGCUCCCUUGCCCGCUUUCUGCCUCUCUUGGCCAGCCUCCCCGGGAACUCCCCGGCCCAGUCCCGGGGAGCCUCCGGGAGGGGAGCGGUGCUACCAGUCCGCGUCAUCUGAUGCUGUUUCCUGCAGGAGGGAGAAGAGCGGAAAAAAGUGAAACUCCACCCUCCACCUCUGCCUCCCGCCCCCGGGGCCAAAGUACAAAGGGAGGAGGAAGAAGGGAACGGGGUCGGAGCCCGUCGGGGCCAAAGGCACUAGGGCAGUGCAGAGGUGGCUUCGGCCCAGCUGGAAACUCUUUCUUCAUCUCCUGCGCCUCUCCACCACCGGAGUCCAGGCGCUGCCCCUGGCCGACCCCACCUUACGCUUGGCGAGUGCUGGAGCCAGGUUCCCAGGACUACUUCGGACCUAAGGGACGCUCUGCCCCUCCAAGCCAGCCAUGGUGAGGCGCCGGAGGCCCGAGGGCCCCACCCCUCCAGCCUGACCACACUGCCCUGGGUGUCCUCCUCCAGAAGCCGGAGAUGCGGGGGGCCGGGAGGCGACACUCCUGGCUCCCCAGAGAGGCGUGGGUCUGGGGCUAAGGGCCAAGGCCCGGAUGCCCAGGUUCCGGCACUAGGGACACAGCAGCCACCGGGGGUGGGGACCACGGGCACCCGAAGAAGGUCCCCCACACAUUCCAACGCCGGCUCCCGACCAUGGAGCCCUUGAAGAACCUCUUCCUAAAGAGCCCGCUAGGAUCAUGGAACGGCAGUGGCAGUGGGGGCGGCGGGAGUGGGGGCGUAGUCCGACCGGAGGGGUCCCCGAAGGCAGCAGCCUAUGCCAACCCGGUGUGGACAGCCCUGUUCGACUAUGAGCCCAAUGGACAGGACGAGCUGGCCCUGAGGAAGGGCGACCGAGUGGAGGUGCUGUCCCGGGAUGCAGCCAUCUCAGGAGAUGAGGGCUGGUGGGCGGGCCAGGUGGGUGGCCAGGUUGGCAUCUUUCCAUCCAACUAUGUGUCUCGGGGUGGCGGCCCACCCCCCUGCGAGGUGGCCAGCUUCCAGGAGCUGCGGCUGGAGGAGGUGAUCGGCAUCGGUGGCUUCGGCAAGGUCUACCGUGGCAGCUGGCGAGGGGAGCUGGUGGCUGUGAAGGCAGCUCGCCAGGACCCCGAUGAGGACAUCAGUGUGACAGCUGAGAGUGUUCGGCAAGAGGCCCGGCUUUUCGCCAUGCUGGCACAUCCCAACAUCAUUGCCCUCAAAGCUGUGUGCCUGGAAGAGCCAAACCUAUGCCUGGUCAUGGAGUAUGCAGCCGGUGGGCCCCUCAGCCGGGCUUUGGCUGGCCGGCGUGUGCCCCCCCAUGUGCUGGUCAACUGGGCUGUGCAGAUUGCUCGUGGGAUGCACUACCUUCACUGUGAGGCUCUGGUACCUGUGAUCCACCGAGACCUGAAGUCCAACAACAUUCUGCUGCUGCAGCCCAUUGAAGGUGAGGACAUGGAGCAUAAGACCCUGAAGAUCACUGACUUUGGCCUGGCUCGAGAGUGGCACAAAACCACACAAAUGAGCGCUGCGGGCACCUAUGCCUGGAUGGCUCCAGAGGUUAUCAAGGCCUCCACCUUCUCGAAGGGCAGCGAUGUCUGGAGCUUUGGGGUGCUGCUGUGGGAACUGCUGACUGGGGAGGUGCCCUACCGUGGUAUCGACUGUCUGGCUGUAGCCUAUGGUGUGGCUGUCAACAAAUUAACAUUGCCUAUCCCAUCCACCUGCCCCGAGCCCUUUGCACAACUCAUGGCGGACUGCUGGGCACAAGACCCCCACCGCAGGCCCGACUUCGCCUCCAUCCUACAGCAGCUGGAGGCACUAGAGGCGCAGGUCCUGCGCGAGAUGCCUCGGGACUCCUUCCAUUCCAUGCAGGAGGGCUGGAAACGCGAGAUCCAGGGCCUCUUCGACGAACUGCGGGCCAAGGAGAAGGAACUGCUGAGCCGCGAGGAGGAGCUGACGCGAGCGGCUCGCGAGCAGCGGUCCCAGGCGGAGCAGCUGCGGCGGCGGGAGCACCUGCUGGCCCAGUGGGAACUAGAGGUCUUCGAGCGCGAACUGACGCUGCUGCUGCAGCAGGUGGACCGCGAACGGCCGCACGUGCGCCGGCGCCGCGGGACCUUCAAACGCAGCAAGCUCCGGGCGCGCGACGGCGGCGAGCGCAUCAGCAUGCCGUUGGAUUUCAAGCAUCGCAUCACUGUGCAGGCUUCACCUGGUCUUGACCGAAGGAGAAACGUCUUCGAGGUUGGAGCUGGGGACUCACCCACCUUCCCUCGGUUCCGAGCUAUCCAGUUGGAACCUGCAGAGUCAGGCCAGACAUGGGGCCGCCAAUCUCCUCGACGUUUGGAAGAUUCAAGCAACGGAGAGAAGCGUGCAUGCUGGGCCUGGGGUCCCAGUUCCCCCAAGCCUGGGGAGGCCCAGAAUGGAAGGAGAAGGUCCCGCAUGGACGAAGCCACGUGGUACCUGGAUUCAGAUGACUCUUCCCCCUUAGGAUCUCCUUCCACACCCCCAACACUCAACGGUAACCCUCCACGGCCUAGCCCAGAGCCUGAGGAGCCUCGGCGUUCUGGGCUGACUGAGCGGGGUAGCAGUUCUGGGACACCCAAGCUAAUCCAGCGAGCUUUGCUGCGUGGCACUGCUCUGCUGGCUUCCCUGGGCCUUGGCCGGGACCUGCAACCUUCAGGAGGCCUGGGUAGGGAGCGAGGGGAGCCCCCGCCAGCACCACCCUCUGCAGCAGUGCCUGCACCCUGCCCAGCUGAGCCACCCUCCACCCCGCUCAUCCGCCUCUCACCCACAACACCUGACACCCGCAGCCCGCCCACCCCUGGGCCCUUAUUGUUGGACCUGGGUGCUCCCUCUGGUCAACCAUCAGCCAAGAGCCCUCGACGGGAAGAGACACUUGGAAGAACUGUCUCGCCCCCACCAGGAAUAUCACGCUCUGCUCCUGGCACCCCCGGAACUCCUCGCUCACCACCUUUGGGCCUCAUCAGCCGGCCUCGGCCCUCACCACUCCGCAGCCGCAUUGACCCGUGGAGCUUCGUGUCAGCCGGGCCACGGCCUUCACCCCUACCCUCGCCACAGCCUGCACCCCGACGGGCACCCUGGACCUUAUUCCCAGACACGGAUCCCUUUUGGGACUCCCCACCUGCCAACCCCUUCCGGGGAGGCUCCCAGGACUGCAGGACGCAGACCAAAGACAUGGGUGCUCAGGCCCCAUGGGCACCAGAGGCAGGGCCUUGAGUGGACCGGGCCACACUUGCCCCACGCUCCAGCAGCCUUAGAGGAGCCACAGCAUACACUGGAACAGGAGCCAGGCAGGCCUCUGUUGCUGCCUCAGUUUCCCCCAGGGACCCCGCCCCCCCCUUUGCGGGGGUCAGGAACACUACACUGCACAGGAAGCCUUCACACUGGAUGGGGGGACUACACCCCCCCCACACUUGCAACCUAUAUGUCCCCUGACUUAACCUGCCCCACUGGGGCCUGACACUGUACCCAGCUGGUUGGGAGGACCAGAGCCUGUCUCAGGGAAUUGCCCCCAGAAGUGGCGCAGGGAAGAGGGGAGGUGCAGGGGAGAGGGGCCGGCCUCAGCUGUCACCAGCACUUUUGACCAAGUCCUGCUACUGUGGCCCCUGACCCAAGGCUUAGUUCCUGGACCCCCUAUCCUGGGGGUCAUUGGGAGCUGGGGCUCUUCUGGGUGCCUUUCUGCUGCCCCAGCCAAGGUUGAGGCCUUGGCCUAGGGAUCUAAUGAAGCCAAAUAAACUCGUAAGCUGUCUCCCCAAA
Molecule: messenger RNA, 4281 nt
Organism: Nannospalax galili (Upper Galilee mountains blind mole rat)
Lineage: Eukaryota; Metazoa; Chordata; Mammalia; Rodentia; Spalacidae
Gene: Map3k11
Product: mitogen-activated protein kinase kinase kinase 11
Exons: 10
Coding region: 1192-3741 (849 amino acids)
Biological process (GO): protein phosphorylation; microtubule-based process; positive regulation of apoptotic process
Cellular component (GO): centrosome
Molecular function (GO): ATP binding; protein binding; JUN kinase kinase kinase activity
Source: RefSeq, a predicted model, not a curated record